Cyphomyrmex costatus is the source of this 5439-nucleotide messenger RNA. It is a transcript of the gene anne, whose product is annotated as polyamine-transporting ATPase anne boleyn. Bases 987 to 5258 code for a protein of 1423 amino acids. Lineage: Eukaryota; Metazoa; Arthropoda; Insecta; Hymenoptera; Formicidae. Gene Ontology annotation, biological process: intracellular calcium ion homeostasis; polyamine transmembrane transport. The record is from RefSeq and is a predicted model, not a curated record. Gene Ontology annotation, cellular component: membrane. The transcript has 11 exons. Gene Ontology annotation, molecular function: ATPase-coupled monoatomic cation transmembrane transporter activity; ATP hydrolysis activity; ATP binding.
AAAGCAGCGAGUCGUUAUCGCGAUCUAGCACCGCAACCGCAACCGCGGCCGCUACGUGGCGGCUCCGUGGUAGGCAGGAGCACUUCGGACCUGGUAUACUUGAAACGCGGCAUGAGCGAGGGUGAACGAGCGGCGAUCACGCCACGAAUCGGCUGGCGAAAGCUCACCGAUCCUGGCGACUGACACGAAUCCAGGAAGCUGAGGGCAGGUCCAAAGCGAUAGCACCAACUACUGCCAUUCGCUCAUCAGCAUCCCUGUUCUCCUGCCACCCUUUUGACGAUCACUAUUGGUUCAUGGUUCUGGCACAACUUUCGCGAAACGGCUUUCAAAGUCCGCGGGACAACGUCGUCGUCAUCAUCAUUGUCGCGUCUUCCGUGCCAGCUCGAUGCCAACCAGAUGCCGGAUAAUACAUCAUCAAGACCUGCUACGAGGACCUUGAAGAGGGACCCCGAAAUGGCGGGCAAUCGGUGUCGGUAGCAGACGGGGUUAAUGUCCCGAAGAACGCAAUUGUUUAAACCCACGUCGUACCUAACAGCUCACCGAUAGUCUUCGGCAUCCUCUCCCUCUUUUCAUUUGUCUUCGCAUUUCAACGUCCCAGCUAAAUUUAUAAUCAUAGCAAAAUAACUCUGUCUCAUAUCGAGCAAUCCGGAGUGGCCUCACGAAGCGCCCAAAUACGGACAAUAAUUUGUUAGGUACUAAGGCUAGUGUUAAAUUAUAAUACGUAGUAGUGAAGACAACAAGUAUCACAGGAGGCAAGUCAAAAGAAGUCAAACGAAAACAUUCUCUAAAAAUUCUCAGAAGAAAAAUAGAAUAGAGACGAUAUUUCUCUAUUAAGUUGAAAAAAGGAGAAAAAAAUAUAUAAGAAAACAGAUACCGCAUGGAAUGUGAGAGUUUAAAGAGAGUUAAAGAGAGAACUCUGAUUCGAGAAUUUUAGUCACGUUUUCCUUAUCACGUUUUGGUUGAGCUGCAUUUUUUCAGUCGCGAGCAUGCCGCCUACGCCGAGUAAGCUAAAUCUGAGCUUUACCAGAAACGCUUAUAGUGUUUUUGGUAGUCGCAAUGCGACUACUGCAAACGAGCAUCAACGUGAGCAAAAGACGGAAUUGUUGGAGGAUACCAGAGCAAAUCGUACAGGUUUGAAGAAUGGCGUGGAUUAUAUCAAUCUCGAUGAAGAGGACCAGAUGGAAAUUUACGGUUAUAGACGAAACCGCAUACGGGCCGUUAUUACUUGGUUCCUGAUUGUCGUUACCGGAGGUUUGCUGAGACUGAUAUUUCAUUGGAUGCCACAUCUCAUGCUCAAAGCCACCCACACCAAAUGCUCUUUGGAAGAGGCAGAAGCCGUAUUGUUGGUCGAAAAGUUUCAUGGAGCACAUAAAAGUUAUUACGUGAAGAGAAUAAAAACUUUGACUGCUAAAAACGUCAUUGAUAGAUCUUUAGAAGAAUGCAAUGAAAUUAUAAUCAAUAAUGAAAACAGGGAUCAAACUUUUCCUAAAUUACCUAUACAUUUCUCAGGAGGCCGCUUUAAACAGUGGCCUUCUGUCAAAAUUUUUAAAUGUAAGAAACUUAUUUAUGUCUGGGACCCGGAGAGAUCGGAAUUCUUGAAACUGCGUGGCCUCGACACCGACGUUCUAACAUCCACAUUACAUCAAGCACAAGGUCUCAAUUCUCAGGAACAAUACAUGAGGCGUAAUGUUUAUGGCAAUAACGAGAUCGUGGUUCCCGUGAAGAGCAUAGUAACACUAUUAUGCCUCGAAGUGUUGAAUCCAUUUUAUAUUUUUCAACUAUUUAGUUUUUGUCUGUGGCUCGCGGAUGACUAUUAUUAUUAUGCCGUAGUCAUUCUUACUCUGGCAAGUGCCAGUAUUAUGAUAGCAGUCUUUCAAACACGACGAAAUCAGCAAAAAUUGCGGUCGACGGUACAUUCAUCUGACGUCGCCACUGUAUUACGUGAUCGUACGGCUGGUGAAACCGCGACAGUACCAGCCGAACAUUUAGUACCCGGUGACAUCUUAAUAAUACCAUAUCACGGAUGCUUAAUGCCGUGCGAUGCCGUGCUACUGACUGGCAAUUGCAUUCUGAACGAGUCUAUGUUGACAGGGGAAUCAAUACCUGUUACAAAGACACCACUUCCUUCUAACGAUAUGAUAUACGAAACGAAAGAACAUGCUAGGCAUACGCUUUUCUGCGGUACUAAAAUUAUCCAAGCGAGAUAUUACGGCAAUGAGGAGGUACGAGCGAUGGUCAUCAGAACGGGUUUCAAUACCAGCAAAGGUGAUCUUGUACGAUCCAUUAUGUAUCCCCCGCCUGUGGAUUUCAAGUUUGAGCAAGACUCGUAUAAAUUCGUCACAUUAUUAGCGUGCAUAGCCAGCAUCGGCGUUCUUUAUACCAUCGUGAGCAAAAUAACGAGAGGCAUUAGCAUUGACGAAGUUAUUCUGGAAGCGCUAGAUCUCAUCACUAUUGUUGUACCGCCGGCAUUGCCAGCUGCCAUGACGGUUGGACGUCUUGUAGCGCAACGUAGAUUGGAAAAGAAAAAAAUAUACUGCACGAGCCCGAGAGCGAUUAACGUGUCGGGAUCCAUCGAUUGCAUUUGCUUCGAUAAGACUGGAACAUUAACCGAAGACGGUUUGGAUAUAUGGGGCGUGGUGAGUGUAUCGGAUGGCAGGUUCCAGUUGCCCGUCAAGGACAUUACUAGUCUACCGUUAUCCGAAGUCCUUAUUGGUAUGGCUACGUGUCACGGACUCACCAUAAUCGAUAACCAAUUGAAAGGUGACCCGCUCGAUCUAAAAAUGUUUGAUUCCACUGGAUGGACGAUGGAGGAACCCAAUGUAUCCGAUACAUCUAAAUUUUCUAUGCUUAUCCCGACGAUCGUCAAACCAACAGACAAUUCUGCGCUUCCUAGAAGACUGCCUAACGAUUUGAACGAUAGGUUCAGUCGACGAAACUCCUUGUCUUCCGAUGUGAUAGAUGGUAUAUCUCUCAACAAUCUCUCCGACGAUGUGUUCAACGAUCCUGCAAUGGACCUGAACGAGCAAGGACUGGAAGUGGGCAUCAUUCGGCAAUUUCCCUUUACAUCGAGUCUUCAAAGGAUGAGCGUAAUUACCAGGACAUUGGGAGCUCAACAUUAUGAUCUUUACUGCAAAGGUAGUCCGGAAAUGAUCAUCAGUCUCUCAAGAGUAGAAUCCAUUCCUCCAGAUUUCUCGGCUGUCCUACAAGUAUAUACUUCCAAAGGAUAUCGAGUGAUCGCCCUCGCACAUAAGCCUUUAUAUCGUCUUUCGUACAUAAAGGUACAACGCUUAAGUCGUGAAGCUGUUGAGAAUAACUUGACAUUCUUAGCAUUUAUAAUCAUGGAAAACCGACUAAAGGCUGAAACUUCACCGGUCAUCACUGAACUGAACACUGCGUGCAUCAAGAUAGUAAUGGUAACAGGCGACAAUAUGUUGACCGCACUCUCAGUUGGUAGGGACUGCGGCAUUGUAAAGCCAGAUACGCCUGUUAUUGCCAUCACGAUGAAUCAGCAAAAUCAGAUGAUGCCACAGAUUCACUUCACGAAGACCAACAGUCCAUCAUCAUCCACUUCGCCAAAUGAUCAGCGGGAUCUCAGCGAAAUGUCCGAUCUGAACAGCGUAGUUAGUCUGAAUUCUGUCGAGAGCGGUUCCUUCGGUAGUCCAAAGUUGGAGAAGGAUACCCAUUUUUUACAGGAAGAUGUGCAAUAUUCCAAGAACGUGUACACGUUCGCGUUGACAGGAGAAACGUGGGCAUUAAUAAAACAGUAUUAUCCAGAACUGAUACCUAAAGUGGUGACUCGCGGUGCCAUUUUUGCAAGAAUGUCGCCAGAUCAGAAGCAGCAGUUGGUUCAAGAACUGCAGUCCUUAGGAUAUUACGUUGCUAUGGUGGGAGAUGGUGCUAACGAUUGCGGUGCAUUGAAAGCAGCACACACCGGAAUAUCCUUGUCGGACACGGAAUCUUCCGUUGCAUCGCCUUUCACGAGUCGCGAAACUGACAUCUCCUGCGUCUUGACGGUGAUACGAGAGGGUCGGGCUGCACUAGUGACUUCCUUUGGUAUUUUUAAGUAUAUGGCUGCCUAUUCACUCACGCAAUUUAUUUCGGUGAUGCUCCUCUACAGCAUCGACUCCAACUUGACGGACAUUCAGUUUUUAUACAUUGAUCUCUUCAUCAUCUCCAUAUUCGCAUUCUUUUUCGGCCGCACUAAGGCCUAUGAAGGUCCACUAGUAAAAACAGCACCGCUUAACAGUCUCGUCAGCAUGUCACCAAUACUCAGUCUGACCACCCAACUUCUGAUCGUCGCGAUCUUCCAAUACAUGAGCCUUUGGCAUUUGCGGCAGAUGUCAUGGUUCGUACCAUUUAACGCUACCGCGCUCGAGGAUACGGAUGACGUAGGUUGUUUAGAGAAUUACACGGUCUUUGUUAUGAGCGCAAUGCAAUACAUCAUCUUGGCGGUAGCGUUCUCCAAAGGACCGCCAUAUAGAAAAUCUCUGUUUUCCAAUUAUGGUUUACUUACUUCAUUUGUGUCACUCACUUUAGUUUCUAUAUAUAUUGCAAUAUGUCCCUCUAAUUGGAUGAUUAAUUGGUUUGAACUCGUGCUGCCUGACGAUUUAGGUUUUCGCUUCACCCUGAUCGGCUAUGGCAUAUUAAAUUUUGUGAUUUCGGUACUGCUCGAGAAUUUCUUUGUGGACUAUCUCAUAUUUAAAAAAUUUCGUUAUAUCUGGCAUGACUUAGAUAAAUCUCGACGGAAAUUUCUAGCCAUGGAGCGAGACUUGGCAUGCGAUCUCAAGUGGCCGCCGAUUUCUCUAGAGCCACUAUCGGAAGCGGCGCAAAAUUUAUUGAACAGACAAAACGCAACCAAGAUCAGCAUUGAGAAACGAAUUACCGAAUCAUGUCUUCUCGCUGGUCCCAGUUUUAAGAACAAUUCGCCGAUUUGCGCCGGUUCCAAGCACUUCGGAUCCGCUUGCGAAGUUACUCUCAAUCCCAGAUCUCUUUUCAACGAUUGCCGAAACACGAUGUCAUUGCAGACAGUGCCAUGUUUUGAGGACUUGUCACCGAAGCAAUCGAAUGCGGAAACCUCGGUGAAGCGACGACACAAUUCGGAAUCGGCAAAUGGUAUCAAUCAUCACGAGCAACCCUACAUAAAUUAUAAUACUAAUCCUAUCGCCACACUUCCCAGAAAUCCUAACGCCAUCCGCCGUCAGCCGCAAAAGCUCAGGGACUUCGAGGAUGUCCUAGUGCACAAAAACGACGAUCAAUAAGUAUCAAAUGAUCAGACUGUAAAUCUUCGAAUUAAUUUAUCUUAAAUGCAUCAAUUAGAAAUAAAGUUUAAAUAAUAUUCAAAUCUUAGCAAUCUUCGAUUUUUCCGGCGGUUUUGACCAUUAAAACGGCAAAAUAUAAAUAUUCAUAUUUUAUUUAUAUAUUAUUUGUAUAAAUAUUUAC